This is a messenger RNA of Knipowitschia caucasica, 2994 nucleotides long. The record is from the annotation of a GenBank genome assembly. Lineage: Eukaryota; Metazoa; Chordata; Actinopteri; Gobiiformes; Gobiidae.
AUGAUCAUUGAAAAUCUAGACGCGCUGAAAUCGUGGCUGUCUGAAACGCUUGAGCCUAUCUGUGACGCCGACCCCUCUGCUCUCGCCAAAUAUGUCGUGGCAUUGGUGAAAAAAGAUAAAACUGAGAAAGAACUGAAAGCCCUUUGUAUUGACCAACUGGAUGUGUUUCUACAGAAAGAUACCCAACUGUUUGUGGAUAAACUUUUUGUAGCUAUAAAUGGAAAAAGCUACCUCCCUCAGUCAGAACAGCCUGCACAAGUCCCAAAACUUGAGAAAGAUGAUCCAAAAAAGGAGGAGCCAAUUCAGGAAGAAGAACGAGACAAGAGGAAUUCACGCCGUUUGACUCAUAGUCCACCUCAGUCCAGCUCUAGAUACAGUCGAGACAUCAGAAGAGAUGAUCGAAGAAGAGACGACCGCAACCGGAAGAGGGAUUACGAUCGCCUGCCUCCCAGAAGGGACUCGUACCGCGACCGCUACAAUCGCAGACGAGGGCGCAGCUACAGUCGCAGCCGCAGCCGAAGUUGGAGUAAAGACAGAGCUCGAGACAAAGACAGGGAGAGGGACCGGGACCGCACACGAAGCCGGACGCACAGUCGGAGCAGGAGUAGAGAGAGGGAUUCGGGAAAGACUCGGCCUGAAGCUGGUGAUGCUUUUGUGCCGCCUGUCACCGUGUCGUCUGCAUCCACGUCUCAUUUCCCUGUUCCAUCACUGAGCAGCACCAUAACAGUUAUCGCCCCCACUCAUCACCACAGCAACAACACCACAGAGAGCUGGUCCGAGUUUCGACCUGAACAUCCUGUGGAGCGCGGGCCGUUCACCCGUGGGCCGCCUCCACUGCAGAGGAAAAGAUGUCGCGACUAUGACGAGAAGGGCUUUUGCAUGCGAGGAGACAUGUGUCCCUUUGACCAUGGAAGUGACCCUGUGGUGGUUGAAGAUGUGAAUUUGCCAAAUAUGCUGCCUUUCCAACCUCCGCCUAUCCCAGGUGUGGAUCCUCCUCCUCCAGGACUGCCUCCACCUCCUCCGCUGCUGAAUCCACCACCUGUGAACAUGCGGCCCCCCGUGCCUCCCCCAGGCACGCUCCCACCCAGCCUUCCACCAGUAGCAGGUCCUCCUCCUCCUCUUCCACCGCUUCAACCCUCAGGGAUGGACGCACCUCCCAACUCCAUCACCAGCUCGGUGCCCACCAUCGUCACCUCUGGGAUGCGGCCCGCUCUUCCCCCUGGACCACCACCACCAUUAUUUAGUCCUGGAGUAUUUGAAACGGACGUAUACAACCCUGAAGCUCCAAGCAUAACCAGUUCAUCAAGGCCUGUGUACCGUCAUCACCGCAACACCCAAAGACCCAACCUGAUUGGCCUCACAAUGGGAGACGUGGACCAGCCACCAAGAGAAAAGAUUCCAAAUAACAGCAUGAGGAUUGUGAUGGAAUCUGACUCUAGAAAAAGGGCAGCCGGCUGUCACGAUGGUGGUAUUUUGUCUAAGAAACCAUGGUUUGAAAAGCCCAACUUUAACAAAGCCAAUCACCACGGUUACUACAAACGGGGCCCAUUCAAUCCUUUGAACAGCAAACUGCUGGUUCGACAAAUUCCCUCAGAGCUUAACAACAUAAGCAAACUCAAUGAACAUUUCAGCAAGUUUGGCACCAUUGUCAACCUACAGGUGGCCUUUAAGAAUGACCCGGAAGGCGCUCUUAUCCAGUUUGCUGCUCCAGAGGAGGCAAAGCGAGCCUUUCAGAGUCCAGAGGCCGUGCUCAACAACCGCUUCAUCAGAGUUUACUGGUAUCGAGAAGAGAGUGGCGACACACAGACACAGCAACUACAACAGCACUCGCAGAUGCAGCAACAGCAGCAGUCGUCGCCACCACAACUGCAACAAACUCUGCAACAAACCGUGCUACCAACGACAUCCCUGAAACAGUCUGUCAAAGACCGCCUUGGGCCCCUCGUCACACCAAGCCCUGAGCCGACGCAAGACUCAAGUGUUGAACCUCAGAAUUCUUCAAAGCCAUCAGUGAAGGAACGUUUGGGUUUCUCAGCCAAACCAGCAGCUCCAGUAGAAAAGGUCUUUUCCACUUCCACUGGUCUUACAAAAACUGUGUACAAUCCUGUCGCAUUGAAGACUGUUCAGAAAACCUCAGAAGUCCUUAAGAAAAAACAGGACGCACUAAAAUUACAGCAGGAUGUGAGGAAGAAGAAACAGGAGAUUCUAGAGAAGCACAUUGAAACUCAGAAGCUCCUCAUCUCUAAACUCGAGAAGAAUAAAUCAAUGAAAGCUGAAGAUAAAGCGAAGAUUAUGGAGACGUUGAGCACCUUAACCAAAAGCAUCACGAAACUACAAGAGGAGAUUAAAGGCAUUUCAGCCGUGGCUCCCAUUCGAUUGGCAAAGACCAAAGCACAGGCACAAAAGGAGCUGUUGGAUGCGGAGUUGGACUUGUACAAGAAGACUCAGUCUGGAGAAGACACAGCGCUCCUGAAGAUAAAGUACACACAGCUGCAAAUCGAGGCUGCCAAAAGGGGGCUCUUGUCUUCGUCUCGGGGCCGGGGGCAGCAUCCUCGCGGUCGCGGCGGUCUGCGGGCGAGAGGAAGGGGAGGGGGAAGGGGCCGAGGCCGAGGGCUCCCAUCACACGCAGUCUUGGACUACAGACCCAGAGCGCUGGAGAUCUCCGGCUUCAGCUCCUCUGAGAACGUGAACAUCCUGCCUCACUUUGCGCAAUUUGGAGACAUUGAAGAUUGUCAAAUCAACGAUGGCAGCUUGACUGCAGUCAUCACGUACAAGACGAGAGCUGAGGCUGAACUGGCGGCUAUACACGGUGUGCGGCUGAAUAACCAGACUCUGCGUCUUGCUUGGCACAAACCGGCUGUGAAUCUCAGUCAUGUGAAUGCAGACGAUGCUGAACAAGAUGAAGAUGAUUAUCCAGACGAGUCGCUGAGUGAUGAUGCGUUGCUGCAGGACGAUGAUGAAGAGGAUGACGAGCCUCGCUCCUGGAGAAGAUGA